This is a messenger RNA of Vidua chalybeata, 5132 nucleotides long. It is a transcript of the gene ZMYND8, whose product is annotated as zinc finger MYND-type containing 8. The coding region runs from base 242 to 3829 and encodes 1195 amino acids. Lineage: Eukaryota; Metazoa; Chordata; Aves; Passeriformes; Viduidae. The transcript is spliced from 22 exons. The record is from RefSeq and is a predicted model, not a curated record. Gene Ontology annotation, biological process: regulation of DNA-templated transcription. Gene Ontology annotation, molecular function: protein binding.
CGCCGGCCUGCUCCGAGCCCGGGAUGGCUCCUGCUCCGGGAGCCGCACAAAGAUAAUCGCUCAGGAAGUGUCUCAGCCAAUCCCCUGGCGCUUUACAUGCGGAUUUGCCGGGGCAGCCAAUCCGGGGGCGGCUUUCAUGGGGAAGACAGAUCAUCAAGCCCAAGUGCCAAGCCCUCCCUGCCCGAGUACUGAGAGCCUGUCCUCCAUGUUUUAUAAGUAUUGACAUAACACUGUGUUAACAAUGCAUCCACAGAGCUUGGCUGAAGAGGAAAUAAAGGCAGAGCAGGAGGUGGUGGAGGGGAUGGACAUCUCCACUCGAUCCAAAGAUCCUGGCUCUGCUGAACGCACAGCACAAAAACGGAAAUUUCCCAGCCCUCCACAUUCCUCCAAUGGCCACUCACCUCAAGAUGCAUCAACAAGUCCUAUAAAAAAGAAAAAGAAGCCUGGUCUAUUGAACAGUAAUAAUAAAGAGCAGUCAGAACUAAGACAUGGUCCGUUUUACUAUAUGAAGCAGCCACUCACCACAGACCCUGUUGAUGUUGUACCACAGGAUGGACGGAAUGAUUUCUAUUGCUGGGUUUGUCAUCGGGAAGGCCAAGUCCUCUGCUGUGAACUCUGUCCUCGGGUUUAUCAUGCUAAGUGUCUGAAACUGACAGCCGAACCAGAGGGGGAUUGGUUUUGCCCAGAAUGUGAGAAAAUCACAGUUGCAGAAUGCAUAGAAACACAGAGUAAAGCAAUGACAAUGCUCACCAUCGAACAGCUAUCAUAUCUACUGAAGUUUGCACUACAGAAAAUGAAACAACCAGGGACAGAGCCAUUUCAAAAGCCAGUUUCACUGGAUCAACACCCAGAUUAUGCAGAAUAUAUCUUUCAUCCAAUGGACCUUUGUACAUUAGAGAAGAAUGUUAAAAAGAAAAUGUACGGUUGCACUGAAGCAUUUUUGGCUGAUGCCAAAUGGAUUUUGCACAACUGCAUUAUUUACAAUGGGGGAAAUCACAAAUUGACACAAACAGCAAAAGUCAUCAUCAAAAUCUGUGAGCAUGAGAUGAAUGAAAUUGAAGUAUGUCCGGAAUGUUAUUUAGCUGCUUGCCAAAAACGCGAGAAUUGGUUUUGUGAGCCUUGUAGCAAUCCCCACCCUUUGGUCUGGGCUAAACUCAAAGGCUUUCCAUUCUGGCCUGCUAAAGCACUGAGGGAUAAAGAUGGGCAAGUUGAUGCCCGUUUCUUUGGCCAACAUGACAGGGCCUGGGUUCCAAUAAAUAAUUGCUACCUCAUGUCUAAAGAAAUUCCUUUUUCUGUGAAAAAGACUAAAAGCAUCUUCAAUAGUGCAAUGCAAGAAAUGGAGGUUUAUGUUGAUAACAUUCGUAGAAAAUUUGGAGUAUUUAAUUAUGCACCUUUCCGGACACCAUAUACUCCCAACAAUCAAUACCAAAUGUUGUUAGACCCUGCAAACCCAGCUGCUGGAACUGCAAAGACAGACAAACAAGAGAAAAUCAAGCUGAAUUUUGAUAUGACAGCGUCACCCAAGAUUCUGAUGAGCAAGUCCAUGCUGAGCAGUAGCACAGGUCGCAGGAUUUCACUGACAGAUAUGCCACGGUCACCGAUGAGUACAAACUCAUCAGUUCACACUGGCUCUGAUGUUGAACAGGAUGCAGAGAAAAAAGCAACUUCCAGUCAUUUUAGUGCCAGUGAAGAAUCCAUGGAUUUCAUUGAGAAAAAUACAGCUUCUCCAGCACCAACAAGAACAGGUCAAGCAGGGAGCUUGUCAGGCAGCCCCAAACCUUUCUCUCCUCAAGCAUCAACGCCAAUUUCUGCUAAGCAAGAAAGAACUUCCACGCCAGGAAGCAUUCUGAAUCUUAACCUUGAUCGUAGCAAGGCCGAGAUGGAUCUGAAGGAGCUGAGCGAGUCAGUGCAGCAGCAGAGCACCCCUGUGCAGCUCAUCUCUCCCAAGCGCCAGAUCCGCAGCCGGUUCCAGCUCAACCUUGACAAGACCAUCGAGAGCUGUAAAGCACAACUGGGAAUAAAUGAAAUAUCUGAAGCUGUUUAUACUGCAGUAGAACACAGUGACUCUGAAGAUUCUGAAAAAUCUGAUACCAGUGACAGUGAAUAUAGUGAUGAGGAUCAGAAAUCAAAGAAUGAUCAAGAGGAUGGUGAGGACAAGGAAGGUGCAAGAAGUGACAAAGAAUCAUUGAGCUUGAAAAAAAAACCUAAGCCUCCAGCACAGAAUGAAGACAAGGAGGAACUGAAAAGCACAAGUCCAGAAUUGGAGAAAACAGAAGAACCGGUCAAGGAAAAGGCUGUUUCAGACACUGAAAAAGAAUUUUCUGAAAAGGGAAAGAGUUUACAGCAUCCUGCAAAAGAAAAGCUGAAAGGUAAAGAUGAAACAGACUCUCCAACUGUGCAUCUAGGACUGGACUCUGAUUCUGAGAGUGAACUUGUCAUCGAUCUGGGAGAUGAUCAUUGUGCUCGUGAAGGAAGGAAAAACAAGAAAGAAUCUAAAGAAUCUUCUCCUAAACAAGAUGUUGUAGGUAAAACUCCUCCUUCCUCCAGUGCAAGCACCCAGCCUCUACCAGAAACUCCAGUGCUCACCCGCUCCGCAUCGCAGACCCCCCCAGCUGGUGUGACAGCCACCACCAGUGCUGCCUCUACUGUCAGUGCUCCCUCUGCUGCCACAGGGAGCCCUGUGAAAAAGCAGAGGCCUCUGCUGCCCAAGGAAACCGCCCCUGCUGUGCAGAGGGUGGUGUGGAAUUCUUCAAAUAAAUUCCAGACUUCUUCUCAGAAGUGGCACAUGCAGAAGGUACAGAGGCAGCAGCAGCAGAGCCAGCAGUCUCAGUCACAGCAGCCUCAGUCCUCUCAGGGGACGAGAUAUCAGACAAGACAAGCAGUUAAAGCUGUGCAGCAAAAAGAGAUCACCCAGAGCACUUCCACAUCCACUAUAACCUUGGUCACAAGCACUCAGCCUAUUUCCAUGGUUACCAGCUCUGGAUCUGCAAGCACACUUUCUUCUUCACUCAACACAGACUUGCCAAUUGCAACAGCUUCAGCUGAUGUGGCUGCAGAUAUUGCUAAAUAUACCAGCAAAAUGAUGGAUGCCAUCAAAGGAACAAUGACUGAAAUAUAUAAUGAUCUUUCAAAAAAUACUACUGGAAGUACAAUAGCUGAGAUUCGGCGUUUGAGGAUUGAGAUAGAAAAGCUUCAAUGGUUACAUCAACAGGAACUUUCAGAAAUGAAACAUAAUCUAGAGCUGACAAUGGCUGAAAUGCGUCAGAGCCUGGAACAGGAACGAGAUCGUUUGAUUGCUGAGGUGAAGAAGCAGCUGGAACUGGAAAAGCAACAAGCAGUGGAUGAGACCAAGAAGAAGCAAUGGUGUGCCAACUGCAAGAAAGAGGCCAUCUUUUAUUGCUGUUGGAAUACCAGCUACUGUGACUACCCCUGCCAACAAGCUCACUGGCCUGAGCAUAUGAAAUCUUGCACACAGUCAGCUACUGCGACACAGCAAGAAGCAGAUACUGAAAUUAGCACAGAAACACUAAAUAAAUCCUCCCAGCCCAGUUCAAGCGUGCAGUCUACACCCACAGAAACAGCCAGCACUCCUAAGGAAAAGGAAGGUUCAGCUGAUAAAAGCAAAGAGAGUGUUACAAUAGCAACAGGUGUGACAAGCAACCAGCCUAUAAAACUGGUCCAGGUACCGCAGACCACCACCUAUAUUCCAACUACUCAACCCACAAUUACCAUUCCUGUAGUGGUAAGUCCUUCUGCUGGGACAGUGGCAAUGAGAACUGGAGUUCAGUAUGUUCAGACCACAAUGCCAGUCCAAGUACGAAGAGUCUAACUGCUAACAAGAAGUUCAGACAAAUGUUGGAAUAAAUAAAUCUAAUAGAAAUGUGACAAAUAAACACAGUUCUUUGGAUUAACCUCAGAGGUUCAGACUUUAGCUUUGUGUAUGUGUACAAAGCAUUAAUUACACUACAUUAAUGUAAAGCAUUAGUGCUGGCUUAGAAAAGCUAAGGACAGGUAAGAUCCAUGUUAAAUCUAUGCUUCUUUUGUAAAUAAUGUACAAUUUGUGGAUGUCAUUAGAGUACCAUCUCCUUUUUAUAUUUGUAUUGACUUUAACUUAUAAAGAGCGUUUGAAGUUGGAAGAGGAAGGUUUAAAAGAGCCUUACCACAACCUAAUGCUGAGAACUGGUCUUGGGAAACUGCGUCAAAUAAUCUAAUACAGAAAAUUUGAACAACUUUUGCAUUUGGAGUGAAAAAAACUUCUGCACUUUGAAACUCUCGUGGAAUUUUUCUGAACAACCAAGUGAUGAAGGACAUCUCUUUUCACCUAAGUCUAUUAGGCAAAUUAUGGACCUGAAAUCCACAAAAAUGCAUACUGUUUUUCACAAUGACCAGGUUGACAACAAAUAUUAAUGUUGUUUACAGGUUAAAAUUAUUUUAAAAUUCCAUUCAGUCUAAGAUCAGAAAAUUUGCAAAGUGUAAUAGCAGCUGGUUGUAGCAGGAUUUCCGAUUACUGAUAUCAAAGAUUGAGGAAAGUAGUUUGUUGCUAUGCUUCACAGUUUUCUUAUUUUUUAAAAAUCCUCCUGAAGGACUUUGAAGAACUAGGUGUGGAGAAAAACAUGGAUUGGGAAACAUGGGCCAAGGACUUUUGGUGCUGGGCCAGAGCAUGUAUUAUUUAUAUGAUGGAAUUUAUGUUUUUUCUGUAAGCAUGAAGCAGUGCAGUAUGAGAGGAAGUACCCCCUGGAGAUGCUGUCUGUUACACUGAGGCUGUAGUCCCAUUUUGUAUGUUGUGUAAAACGAAAGCAUUGAACAAAGCAAAGGUGAUGUAUGUAUAUGAGAAAAUUUAAUUGUAUGAUAUCAUUCCAGUACAUUCUGUUGUACAUUUUAGUCAUGUUGAUUUCUCCCAUUGUUUAUAUAAGAAUGCGGUUUGUACAGUCUCCAGCUAGUACCCAGAUUAGAGGGAAAAAAGUAUUAGAAGAAAAAAAAAGUGAGAACAGAAUAUUCAUUAAUUGCAGUUGUGUCAAAACUAGCCUAGCUGGCCUUAUUUGUGAAGCAUAAUUGCUUUUAGCAUAUGGAAGUAUUUUUUCACAUUUUCUUUGUAUAAAAUUUGUAUUAAACUUAAAUAUCUUUUUUGACAA